CGAAGAAAAAAAAGGUUUAAUCGCGUUUCUGUAAAAAAGAAAAAUAUUAAAAGCAAAAAGCAAUAGAUAAAAAAAGAAAGAAGAUAGAGAUAGUAUCGAUAGGUGGGAGGGUGUGCGCGCAUAAAAAACGGAAGAAAAGAGAUCGGCAGCCAUAUUUUUUUGACGUCGUUUCAUUCUAUGGCUCAUGGUGCCGUUUCUACUUGGAGUUUUUGAAGCUGCUGCUCGUCAGCGACCUCGACGAGCCAACGGAUUCGCGCCGCCGCCGUGUAGGAAUUUAAAGAGGACGGCCGAGGAAAGGAGUUAGUGUAAGAACUCGGAGAGAUAGAGACGGACGGAUAAAGAAAGAAAGAAAGAAAGAAAGAAAGAAAGAAAGAAAGAAAGAAAGAGAGAAAGAGAGAGAGAGAGAGAAAAGAGUAGGAGAGAUAACGAUAAGGUAUCGGACGCUGAUGAUACGGCGUGGCGGCCGAGAGUGUCGAGUGUGCGUGUAAACGGUGCUAGAAGAGCGCGAGAAUCGGCGGACGUCCUUUCGUCUUUUUGGAAGAAAAAAAAAAGAAAGCACGAAGAUCAAAGGUGGAGAAUAAAAUCACUACUACUACGUAUUAAGUUAUCUGCGAUUUUCUAACGUCUAACAAGGAGAACGAGACGGCAGGACAGUCGCGACAUUCUUGUGAGAACAACGACGAAGACGACAGAGAAGAGGCCUUCGAUCUUACGAAGAAUCUCAGCUCAUUCUUCGUGGUUCAUCAUUCCUCGUCAUUAUCAUCGUCAUCGUCUUCAUCAUCCACAUUGUCAUCGUCAUCAUCAUCUUUUCCCUCAUCUUCCUUCUCUUCUUUUACGUCGAUAGGCUACCCGUGAAAACGGAAACCUUUGGUAUAUCUCCCACAUCGUACACAGUCACGCGAUACCGCGUACAUCAGCUCCACGAGAUGGAGAAACGAGCUGCUUUUGUGCUGCUGGGAAUGCUAUAUUUAGCGGGCACCCUCGAGUCGGUCCAAGCAGUGAACUAUUCGGGACCGGCGAUCGUACACAAGGGUCAACCUUGGAGUAUCGAAUGCAGCGGCCUCCAGCCGGACGAUAACAUUAGGUGGACCAGAAACGGUCAGACUCUCGAGCCGGAGUUGGCGAGCGGUCAAUUGAUCGUCCGUUCGAAGGCCAAGACCGGAGGAAGCGAGCUAACAGCGAUUCAGGCCACGGAUUUCCACGAAGGCGACUACAAGUGCACGCCCGACAGCUCCGAAGCUUUUCAUCUAUCUCUAUAUUUCGACGUGAAGAUUCGAGUACUUACACAAAAGGAGACACCCCUUUCGUUGGAGUGCGCUAAUCGAAGCACUGGAGAUAAAGCAGCAUGGUAUAAGGAAAAAAUGCCGAUAUCGACGGCACUGGUUGGUAAAGAGGAUCUGAUCAAGAUAGACAACGAGACUGGCACCCUGGAAAUAUUGAAGAUCGACGAUAUCGUCGUUUAUGGAAAUUAUUCUUGCAAAGUAGGGAAUACCUCGACCGACUACAGGAUCGUACCGAAACCUACCGUUGUCUUACCCGAAUCGACCAGCGUCGUCGAAGGUGAAAAAUUGCUUUUAAUAUGUAACGGCAAACACAGUCCAGGUGUCAAGAUCAUAUGGACGUUUGGAAAUCAAAAUUACACCGCGAGCAAGGGUAGAGUAAAGAUUUCGCGCGACCAAGAGAGAGGAAUUUACGGUGCCGUAUUGACGGUAGAAAACAUUGAGAUGAACGAUCGCGGUAAUGUCUACUGCAGGGUGUCUUAUAAUUGGUCCGACCCGGUGGAGGGUCAUUCGGCGCAAGGUGCCACUUUACUUAGGGUCAAGGACAAACUCGCUGCACUCUGGCCUUUCCUUGGUAUCUGCGGUGAGGUCGUCGUACUUUGCGCCAUUAUUCUUGUUUACGAAAAGAAACGAAAUAAGGCCGAACUUGACGAGUCCGAUACCGAGCAGAGUCCCGACACUAAACCAACGCCUAACAAGGAUUCCGAUGUCAGGCAGAGAAAGUGAAGAGUCAGAGUUUAAGCGGCGGAAGAACGAGCGCGAUGCGUAUACAUAUAUACCAAGAGAAAAAGAAAAUAAGAUAAGGAAAACGAAACGUAGUAUUUCAUGGAGUGACAACUUAAAACCAGCCCGGAAUACUUAGCGCAUAUGGAUCUUCAUCGAAGAAG
Molecule: messenger RNA, 2167 nt
Organism: Vespula pensylvanica (western yellowjacket)
Lineage: Eukaryota; Metazoa; Arthropoda; Insecta; Hymenoptera; Vespidae
Gene: Bsg
Product: basigin
Exons: 5
Coding region: 927-2006 (359 amino acids)
Biological process (GO): cell-cell adhesion
Cellular component (GO): cell-cell junction
Molecular function (GO): cell adhesion molecule binding
Source: RefSeq, a predicted model, not a curated record